AUGGCCACCGAAACGCUGAAGUUACGGCAAGUCAUCAGGUCGCCUACCACCAUUCAGUAUAGGAAACAUGCUCUUCGGAACAAGCCAUUCUAUACGCCAGCUUUCGCCUUGACAAAAGAGAAAUGGCAACGCACCCUCGCCCAGCCCUGGCUCAAAGAAACCAAUCCACUCAUGCCUCCCUACCCUUACGGCGCCAACGAGCACUUUCCCGAAGCGAAUUACGGUCUCUACGGCGGCACAACCAUCAGAUCAGGUAACAAGAUCUCCAAAGGCCGCAACAAGGGCAAGACCAAGCGCAAAUGGUUUCCCAAUAUUCGUCUCGCAAAGCUUGAGUCCAAAGCGCUGGAAAAGGACCUCUACAUCCCCGUGCGCGCCAGAACGAUGCGUACGAUCAAGAAAUGUGGUGGUCUGGAUGAGUAUCUAAUGGGCCACAAGCCUGCGCGGAUAAAGGAGCUGGGUCUGUUAGGCUGGAAGCUGCGGUGGUUGGUCAUGAGGAGCCCAGCUAUGCAAGCACAGUUCGCGAAGCAACGGACUGACUUGGGCUUGGACGUCAGAGAUCCCCUAUCAGAAACCUUCGAGCAGGUAUGGAACGAUCCAAGGAGGCGGGAGGUACUGCUAGCACAGCAAGACCGCGCGUGGGAGAAAAUGAAGCUGAACAUGGAGAAUUGGGAAGAGCACAUGAAGCGCCAGCAUGAGAAGCCUAAAGAUCGGCAACAGAAGGUCUUGAGCCCUGCGCUGAUCAACUCGAAGCCCAGCGAUUACAGGUUCCCGGAAUUAGAGGAAUCGGACCAAGGUGUGGGGUUGUGGGAGAUCGAGAAUAACAAGAGCCUCGAACGGGCGAGGGGGCUUCCUGAGCCAGAGAAACAGACGUCGGGGGAAGUGCCGGACCAGGCCAGACUUCUGACACCCACAGAGGAGGCAGUGCCUCCACAAGAUACAGAGGUGGAGGAAAGUGAGCAAAGGAGCCAGGAAUCGGAUGAAGGUCGACUCCUGGCACCGGCGGAGGAUGCAUUGCCUUCACGACAACUGGAGGAGGAGCAAAACUCGUUGGCUCGAAAGGUCGACGGGCUCAAAUUACAGGAGAGCGAACAACACCGGCCGAGUCGAUAG
This is a messenger RNA of Cyphellophora attinorum, 1110 nucleotides long. Its product is annotated as 54S ribosomal protein L24, mitochondrial. Gene Ontology annotation, molecular function: structural constituent of ribosome. The transcript has 2 exons. Gene Ontology annotation, cellular component: mitochondrial large ribosomal subunit. The record is from RefSeq and is a predicted model, not a curated record. Bases 1 to 1110 code for a protein of 369 amino acids. NCBI's taxonomy places the organism in Eukaryota, Fungi, Ascomycota, Eurotiomycetes, Chaetothyriales, Cyphellophoraceae.